AUGCGGGUGUCACUCGUGGCCCUGGCCUUCCAGGCAGCGGUUAGCACUGCAUCUACGCUCACUCCACCCGUAAUCCCCUUGAUCGUACGCAAUCCAUAUCUCAGCACUUGGCUUGCAAAUGCUCGUGACGAACCUUGGUCAAAAUGGCCCAUGUUUUAUACCGGAGAGGAGAUUGGACUCUCUUUAAUGGCUCAUGUCCCCAGUCUGAAUGCGGUAUAUCCUCUUGUCGGCAAGCCGCAUGAUUCUUUGGAUAAAAAGGCACGCUACAAGAUCAGCUUCCCUGAUUACCAAGGUCUUAACUAUGAUGCCUCAACGACCAAUCUGACCUACCAUCUUGAAAUGGGCUCUGCAGACCCUAUCGAUAUCACUGUUUCAUUCCUUUCCCCUAUUACUCCGACUUCGACUCUGCGGCAGUCGAUCCCGGCCUCUUACAUCACAAUUGAUGUCCAAGGCGAUGUCGAUGUCAAUAUCUAUAUGGAUGUCGAUGGUCGCUGGGUCAGUGGAGAUACUGGUAGCAAGAUCAAGUGGAAACAAGAUAGCCUGAAGACCCCGAACGACACGCUGGUUCUCCGCCAUUGGCAGGUGCAGAGAGAAACUGAACUACUGCUAACAGAGACUCGUGACCGCGCGGAAUGGGGAACUCUGCAUUUCACUGGCCCAUCUGAUGCUACAUUCCAGUCUGGAGACGCAAAUGGAGUACGCCGAGCGUUUGCUAGCUCUGGGACCCUGCCAAAUACCAAUGAUAACAAGUUCCGUGCUAUUGGAGACCGAUCCCCGGUGUUUGCGUUCUCCAAGUCUUUCCACCUUGGCCAUUCAUCUAAAAAUUACGCCGACAGCGUCACUUUCACCCUCGCUUUUGUCCAAGUCCCUGUUGUUCAGUAUGCAGCAUCUCGUGGGCUUACAUUGAUGCGACCUUUAUGGGAAGCCUGGUGGCCAACAACCGAGGCGCUCCUGAGUUUCCACUACAGCGAUUACAAUGCAGCUAGCUCUCUAGCGUCCAAUUACUCGCAGCAGUUGGAAGAGGAUGCGUACCUGUCGGGAGCCGAUGACUAUGUCGAUAUCGUUGCUCUUAGUGCGCGGCAAGUCAUGGGGGCAACUACCUUUUCAGGCACCCCGGACGACCCUAUCCUGUUCUUAAAGGAGAUAUCUUCAAAUGGUAACUUCCAAACUAUCGAUGUCAUCUUCCCAGCGUUCCCAUUCUUCAUGUACACCAACCCCCGGUGGUUGGCAUACCUUUUGGAGCCGCUGAUUGAGCAUAUGCUCAGCGGGCAAUACCCCAAUAAGUAUGCGAUGCACGAUUUGGGUACGCAUUUCCCUAAUGCCACCGGCCAUCCCGACGGGAAGGACGAGUACAUGCCAGUUGAGGAGUGUGGCAACAUUCUGAUCAUGGGGUUGGCCAUUGUGAACUCGCUUCGCUAUGAAGAUUCUACCACGGCCUCCUCCAUCUGGUCAACCCAGGGCUUGCCCUCGCCCAAUCUCGGAAACGAGACCUCCGGACUCUUCCCCCUCACUGAUCUGCAGGUUCUUUCCGGCAUCGACUACCAAGAUAGCAAAUGGGGCGGCAGUAAUAUUGGACAGCACUUGGCCGAGAAAUGGGUGAAGCGAAGCUAUCGUCUCUGGAAGCAGUGGACCGGAUAUCUGGUCGAGUUCUCUCUGGAACCUGCCAACCAGCUCUCUACCGAUGACUUUGCAGGCUGGCUUGCACUCCAGACAAACUUGGCUCUCAAGGGAAUUGUGGGCAUCAACGCCAUGAGCAAGAUCGCCGAGGUAGCAGGCGAGGAGGCUGAUGCUGUUCGCUUCAAGAAAAUCGCGAGCAAAUACAUCGCCAAGUGGGAAGAAUUUGGCAUGUCCCGGGACGGCUCCCAUGCCAAGCUUGCCUACGAUUGGUAUGGCUCUUGGACAACAAUCUACAAUCUCUACGCGGAUGCCCAGCUCUGCUUCCACCUAGAGGGAACCGACACCGAUUCGCCGGGCUUUGUUCCGCGCCACAUCUACCAGAAGCAGUCUGUUUGGUAUCACUACGUGCGUCAGACGUACGGCCUUCCUCUCGACAGCCGUCACCUCUACACCAAAACAGAUUGGGAAUUCUUCUCAAUGGCUGUGGCGUCCAAGCCUGUGCGUACCGAGAUUCUCGAUUCUGUCGCUCGCUGGGUCAAUGAGACUGUCACUGAUCGUCCAUUCACGGACUUGCACAAGACGGAGGGUGACGGAGGAUUCCCGGGUCCGAAUUUCUUUGCUCGGCCUGUCAUUGGUGGCCAUUUUGCUUUCUUAGCGUUGGAGCGUGCCUGUGGUGGAAAGGCCAUGCCUGGUCUGUCUUUCCUUGACGAUGUGGAUGACGAGACCAUGGCACUUUGGGUCGAGAGUGCUGAGUCUGCUGCGAAAGAGUUCACUAUGCCGGAAUUGGUCCGCCAUGCCGAGGGAGAGCUGUAG
Molecule: messenger RNA, 2430 nt
Organism: Penicillium bovifimosum
Lineage: Eukaryota; Fungi; Ascomycota; Eurotiomycetes; Eurotiales; Aspergillaceae
Product: putative glutaminase
Exons: 5
Coding region: 1-2430 (809 amino acids)
Source: RefSeq, a predicted model, not a curated record